This is a messenger RNA of Fundulus heteroclitus (mummichog), 1349 nucleotides long. RefSeq names its product agouti signaling protein 1 (gene asip1). The transcript is spliced from 5 exons. NCBI's taxonomy places the organism in Eukaryota, Metazoa, Chordata, Actinopteri, Cyprinodontiformes, Fundulidae. Gene Ontology annotation, biological process: positive regulation of melanin biosynthetic process; melanosome organization; hormone-mediated signaling pathway. Gene Ontology annotation, molecular function: neuropeptide hormone activity; melanocortin receptor binding. The record is from RefSeq and is a predicted model, not a curated record. Gene Ontology annotation, cellular component: extracellular region. Bases 518 to 904 code for a protein of 128 amino acids.
CUCCAGUUUAAACCUCCCCGUACGUCUUCAUCAUCAAACGCUCAAAAGCAGGGCAAGGUACUCUGCUUUAAGCUGGAGAUAAAGGAGGAAAGGAAGGAGUGGGAAUAAAAAGAUCUGGACGAGAGAAAAGCUUCGACGGAAGGAGAAUCAGCCGCAGUGGACGUGAAACGACAAGAGGGGGAAAACGGCUGGAAAAAAAGCAAAACAGACCAAAUCAGGGCUGAACUGAGGGGGAAACAGGAGGGAAGACACGCAGGAGAGGAGUACAUUCAGAGACUUUAGAAAGAAAGGACUUAUAGGAAGAAGGGAAUACGGAGGAAAAGAGAGCAGAGAGCGACACUUUCAAGAGACGAUUGAAAGCGAAAGCCUGAGAGCGUGACGUACCGUCGGACAGCUGGCGCAGGAUCCACAGGUGCGCAGUCAAAAGAUUCCCCGGGGAAACAAACAGGCUCAUAAACGUUCUGGGAGGGACCAAGCGGCUGCAAAGGAGAGGGUCUUUUUCAAUAGAGAGAGAAAGAUGCAUGCCUUCCUGCUGCUGGGCUGCUUUGUCCUCGCUGUGACUCAGUACUACCUUGGCUCAGCCCACAUGAUUCCUGAUGACAGGCUGUCAACCAAUAGGGUCGUUGCUUCCAAUGCUUUGUCUCAAAGCCUUCAGAUAGACCCUCCCCCUGUUGUUAUUGUGGAGCUGACAAAAUCUCCCAGGAAGAAAGAAAAAGCAAAGAAGCAAAAAAAGAGCAAAUUUGUGAAGAAGCACCCCCCUCCUCCUCCUCCUCCUGCAAACUGCGUCCCCCUCUGGGGAAGCUGUAAAUCUCCAGGCAAUGUGUGCUGCGACGUCUGCGCUUUCUGCCAGUGUCGGCUCUUUAAAACGGUUUGUUUCUGCAGGAUGGGGAACCCCCGCUGCUAAACGGGCAGCUGAGGGCCUGCAAAGCUCCCCAUCCCUGCAGUACAACUUCCAGUUACAGGAAACCACAUGCAGUGAGCGCGGUGAAAGGUGACUCACUUCUCCACCUUGGUUUGUAACUAUGCCUAAAACUCACAGCAUGAAAGCACUUUAUCACAGAGGACUGCACCGAAGGGAACGGCACUGAAACAAGAGUGUAACGCUUUUAACGCCGCUAUGAAACUCACAAGUUAAAGUUUAGGUUUCUCUUUGAGCUGAGCUUUUAGCACACGUACAUAAAGUUAUUAUGAUCAGGCAGUUUUCUAUGUUAUGUUUACACAUGGGAACUUUCAACAUAAUAUCAUAUUUACGACGGGUAUCAACACUUUUAUGACAGAAUAAAAGCCCUCGUGUCGACUAAGUCUGUUUGUAUUUCCUUCUUUCUGCAAUCCCCCUUUUCUCAGAAAAA